Messenger RNA from Auanema sp. JU1783, 834 nucleotides. The record is from the annotation of a GenBank genome assembly. NCBI's taxonomy places the organism in Eukaryota, Metazoa, Nematoda, Chromadorea, Rhabditida, Rhabditidae.
AUGGCAAAUGUUGUUAGUCCUAUAAUAAUAUUUCUUGCAAUCGUUAUUCCUCUGCAUUCACGCUUCUGUGUAGAUGAUAAGAAGGGAUUUUGCAAAGGACACGACAUAUGGGGAUGGUGUUUCCAUAACAAAACUUCCGGGAAGUUUGACUGUGAUGAAGCCAACUUCUGCGUCGGUCAGGAAACAUUGAAGAAUAAGAAGAAUAGUGGUUGCUUCGUUCGCGACAACAGCACUGUCUGUUGCUGUAACGAUGCGGAUGGAUGCAACUUAGGGUUCAUACCGGUGUCGCCGAAAUACGCCUCGGGACAAUCAUGUUACAACUCGGUAGAGGAGCCCAACGAAGAUGCUCGGUUAUUCAAACCAUGCGAUGAUCCAUGGUGUUUUGCCUUCUUGAGUGCAGAUGCGGAAGGUGGCUUAACAACAGUUCAGCGAGGUUGUCAUUCUCGAAAACUUGUAUUGCAUCACAUGUCAUUGGAAGAGGAUAAGAAACACCAUAACAACUCGCGUUGGAGAGAUACUGAGGCUCUGGCGUCACAACCAACAUGUGAAGAUAUAGCUAUGGAUGCUUCAACAGUAAACGGAACACAAUCCCUUUGUUUGGAUUUCCAAUUCGAUCAAGAUGGAACUCCACGUAAAGGUCGUCUCUGUUGUUGUCGGGGCUCUAGCAAGUGCAAUGAAAAGUUUUUGUGGGCCGACGCUGGCAUAACAAAGGAUGAGCUGAUUCAAAUUCAAGAAGAACGAGGGAAUGCGCUGGGGAAUGGCUGUCAGCAGAUAACUACACUAACAAUCUCUACGCUCAUUAGUUCUUUUGCCGUCCUAUUAUCACUUUUGUAG